GCUGCUGAUGGUGAAAAGUUACAUCACGCAUGUUGUCAGAGGAAAAAGUGCUUCGUCUCUUGUAUUUCGCAUUAAGUUGGAACCUUUCUCUUGUUGAAACAAAUCGUGCAAACCUGCCCCUUUUGGUGGAUAGCGUAUCGUACCGGUGGAACAGUUCGUGUCCGGAUCAGUGAAAAUGCACUAGCGCACGGAAAGGAUACAUUGCCGAGCAGAACUCUCACGCUUUUUCGAUUAUGUCCGAGUCCAAGCAGUUAUUUAUUUGAGUUGCCCGAAAAAAAGAAAGCACCGCUAUUAGCAGAAGAUUACUGCCGGAUGAACUGAGAGCACGGCGCUAGAAAGUGUAUUUUUUGUUUGUUAUCGAUUAAUAGUGCACAGUAUCCCAGCCUAGAAAGAUUAUUCCAUCGCAAUUAGUUCAUACACCAAGGCAUUUUAAAAAAUAUUAGUUUUUUCAGAAACGUUUUUGAGCCAAUUUGUGUCUUUCCUUUUUCUCUGAAUUUUGUGUGUUGUUGUAGGAAAAUAUUCGAAACAAAGCCGAAUCACACGAGUAUCUUUCUAAUCAGCUUCUUUUUGCUACUACUAUUAUGCCUUUCGUCGCCAUCGCCAUUCGAACGUAACAUAAACUUGAAAAACAAAUCGAUCGAAUCGCGUAAUCUCGCGGAAAAUACAUCUUCGGCUCGCGGUUCAAAAACACAACAAACCAAAAAAAAACUGCUACGAAAACAAACUUUUGAAAAUACGUGUGAACAUUAAUAAAAACAAAACGAAUGGCCGCGUAUCUGAACCGUACCCUGUCGAUGGUGACUGGCUCGAAUGGGUCGGCUUCCACGUACGACACGGCGGCACUGCUUGACGCCAAUACCUCAUCGCCCCGGGGUCUGCAUGCUGCCGGCGGUGCCGCCACCGGUCACAACGAUGUCUCGCCGCUGCAGAUAUUCGUCCGUGCCAAGAAGAAGAUCAACGACAUCUUCGGUGAAAUCGAGGACUAUGUGGUCGAGACCACCGGAUUCAUUGACGACCUCCCGAAGGUGGUGGAAAUCGUGGACAAAGCCGAAUCGGAAAUGUUCAAAAGCUAUGUAUUGAAGGUAUCCGGCAUUCGGGAGGUGCUGGCCCGAGAUCACAUGAAGGUGGCCUUUUUUGGGCGUACCUCGAACGGGAAAAGCUCGGUGAUCAACGCUAUGCUGCGGGACAAAAUUCUGCCGAGUGGUAUCGGUCAUACGACCCAUUGCUUCUGCCAGGUCGAGGGCAUAGACGGCGACGAGGCGUAUCUGGUGAAGGAAGGCUGCGAUGAGAAGCUGAAUGUUACGUCGAUCAAACAACUCGCCAACGCACUCUGCCAGGACAAGCUCUCGGAAAGCUCGAUGAUACGAAUAUUUUGGCCCCGCAAACGGUGCAGCCUGCUGAGGGACGAUGUGGUGUUUGUCGAUUCGCCCGGUGUGGAUGUGUCGCCGAACCUGAACGACUGGAUCGACAAUUUCUGCUUGAAUGCCGAUGUGUUUGUGCUGGUGCUGAACGCUGAAUCCACAAUGACCUUGGCGGAAAAGUCCUUCUUUCACCAGGUGUCUACCCGCUUAUCGAAACCGAACAUUUUCGUGUUGAACAACCGUUGGGAUGCGUCCGCAUCGGAACCAGAGUCUCAAGAAUCGGUCAAAGCACAGCACCAGGAGCGAUGCGUCGAUUUUCUCGUAAAGGAAUUGAAGGUUGCCUCCGGGAAGGAAGCCGAAGAACGCGUUUUCUUCGUGUCAGCCCGCGAAACGUUGCAGGCCCGGUUGAAGGAAGCGGAAGGACUCCCACCCAUUGCCGGUGCGUUGGCUGAUGGUUUCCAGAAUCGCUACUUCGAGUUCCAGGAUUUCGAGCGGAAGUUCGAGGAAUGCAUCUCGAAGAGCGCAGUCCGCACGAAGUUCGAACAGCACAGCUCCCGGGGCAAGAGCAUUUCCAACGAGAUGCGAACCAUGCUGGACAAUAUCUACGAUCGGGCGAACGUUCUGCGCAACCAGAAGCUCGAGCAGAAGAAGAAACUAACCGAUCGGAUUGCCACCACCGAAACGCAGCUGAUGCAGGUGACGCGCGAAAUGAAGAUGAAGAUUCACAACAUGGUCGAAGAGGUGGAACAGAAGGUAGCUAAGGCACUGAAUGAAGAGAUUUGGCGACUGAAUGUACUGGUUGAUGAGUUCAAUCUGCCCUUCCACGCGGAUCAACUGGUACUCAAUGUUUACAAGAAGGAAAUAAAUGCCCACGUAGAAAGUGGUCUCGGAUCAAAUCUUAGGGCACGGCUCAGCACAGCUUUGGCUAUGAAUGUUGAAACAGCUCAGCGGGAGAUGACCGACAGGAUGACAUCUCUGAUUCCUCCGGAGAAGAUUAUUACCCACACCCACCACGUCAUUGCGAGGAACCAGCCGUUUGAAAUGCUGUACUCGCUAAACUGUCAGAACCUGUGUGCCGAUUUCCAAGAGAACCUCGAGUUCCAAUUCUCCUGGGGCAUAACGGCGUUCAUUGCGCGAUUCAAUGGCAAAAUGCGGCCUAACAACAAGAAAGCCAUUACGCACAACAGACAGAGUAGUAAUAUGAAUGUAUCGCAAAUUAUGUCACCCACUUCACCGAUGUGUCUUAUGCCGGAGAACGAGCUAAUCACAGAGGAGCAGCUAUCGGUGAUAUCAAAGGUGGCGAUAGCUUCGAUUGGAUCGCAGGGCACGCUGGGACUGCUGGUGGCAGGAGUGCUCCUGAAAACGAUCGGCUGGCGAGUGAUUGUGGGCGCCGGUAUCCUGUACGGUAGCGUGUACCUCUACGAGCGCCUAUCAUGGACCAACGCCGCCAAGGAGAAGAACUUCAAGACCCAAUACGUGCAGCACGCUACGCGAAAACUGAAGUUGAUCGUUGAUCUGACCUCGGCUAACUGCAGCCAUCAGGUGCAACAGGAGCUAUCCAGCACCUUUGCCCGUUUGUGCCGCGUGGUGGACACUGCCACAACCGAGAUGAACACUGAGCUGAAGGACAUCGAAACCUCGCUGGGCGUUAUCGAGUCUAACCAGAAGCAGAUCAAAGUGCUGAGUAACAAGGCCAGCUUCAUCCAACGCGAGCUGGAGAUCUUCGACAGCAACUACAUCAAGGAGAACUAAAACUAAGCAGCAACCGAAGCAAGAUUAGAUUUAAUAUAUUGGACUGGAGUAGAUGGAACAUUGUCCCACAACGGUAUCGAUACCAAACAAAGUUUGCUACGUGGACAGAUGUGACAGAAAGUUUUGCUACAGAGCUAUAUUGUUGUUCCUUGGCCACUUUUUUACCUGGAUCGAUACUUCAAAACUUUACAAGCUUAGUUUUAAAUGUUACUUGCUUUAGUAGGUUUUCCAAUCCUGUUUAGUUGCUGUGCAUACAAACCCAUGUUGUGUUAAAUAUCUAUGUCACCCCCACAGGAAGAAUCUAUACAAUAACCGAAUACUAAACAGAAUAUUGAUGCAAGUGAGUGCAACUUACUUAGAAAAUCUUAACGAAAUAUUUCAAUGUAACUGUGUAUAAUAUAUUAUAAGAAUUAGUGCUCUAGCUACGACACCGAUAAAUAGGAGAAGUGAACAAUUUUCUGUAUAUAUUUUUGUCUCCUCCCGUACCGAUUAAAGGCACUUGUUGAAGAAAAUAGAUGAGAGCUGUUGUAAAAAAAUAUAUCAUAAUCUAUGAAAAAUCGGAUUCUAGAGAAAAACCUAACUUGCAUAGAAUUGAAGCUAGCGAACCAAUAUCGAUAGAUAAAUUGAUUAUUAGUGAUUUUUACGGCUGAGCCGCUGGCUUAACCCUUUUUUUCGAAUCAAAUUGUACUGAAAACUGAUUUUUAAUUUAAAAUUUGAUCACUGAAAUAAAGUAUUUCCGACUUAA
Ochlerotatus camptorhynchus is the source of this 3858-nucleotide messenger RNA. It is a transcript of the gene Marf, whose product is annotated as Mitochondrial assembly regulatory factor. Gene Ontology annotation, cellular component: mitochondrial outer membrane. The record is from RefSeq and is a predicted model, not a curated record. The transcript has 9 exons. NCBI's taxonomy places the organism in Eukaryota, Metazoa, Arthropoda, Insecta, Diptera, Culicidae. Bases 765 to 3113 code for a protein of 782 amino acids. Gene Ontology annotation, molecular function: GTPase activity; GTP binding. Gene Ontology annotation, biological process: mitochondrial fusion; mitochondrion localization.